CUCACCGCACGCACAGCCGCGACAAUGGCGCCAACAUACCUCGAAACCCUCAGCGCGUUCACCACUUUCCUAACCGCCUACACCCACACGCUGCUCUACCUACGUACACUCUACCCACGAACAUCCUUCGUCCACUCACGCUUCCACAACACCUCCGUCUAUCAGUCACGACAUCCACUCGUCUGCGAAUGGAUACGCGAUGCCGUUGCCGCUGUGCGUGAGGAGCUGCUUCAAGGCACCGUAGCACGCAUUGGAAUCGUAGUAUUCAGCUACAGAGGCGAGGACAAGACGGGAAGCGCCAAGAUAAUGGAGCGCUACAUGUUCGACGUAUCCGCUUUCCCUGUCGUAGAAAAAAACGAGCGGAAUAUGGGGAUUGAAUGGGACCGUAAUUCUUCCUCCCCUCCCUCCCCAACCGGCUCCGAUAACGAAGACAGCAAUGCGAGGAUGAAGGGCAAGCAGAAAGCUCUUGACGUGGAUGUAGAUACCAACCUGUCUGAACAAUUUCGCGCCGCACUCAUCGCCCUUACAACACGCACCUCGCAGCUUGCACCACUCCCUCCACACUGCUCAUUCAACGUCAGUAUGGAAUUGAAGGACGAGGGCGACGUGGAUCCGCCAAUUGGACAUCCGCAGCCGUGGAUACCGGUACAGCCCAGUCUGCAGAAGACCGGACGGAAGGCUACCAGCAGGAAUGAAGACGAGGAGGAAGAAAUAGAAGCCGGAACACGAAGGAACGAGCAAGAAGGCAAGGAUUUGGGAGGCGUAAAGGUCACACCGAUCAGAAGCGUAGAAGCUGGGGUUUUUAGAUUCGAGACAUGGGUCGAGGAGGGCAAGGCGAAAUUCGAAAUGGAAGAGCAGGGUAGCUCAAAGACGAGCUUUGCGAGUUCGUGGGACUGA
Molecule: messenger RNA, 897 nt
Organism: Cucurbitaria berberidis CBS 394.84
Lineage: Eukaryota; Fungi; Ascomycota; Dothideomycetes; Pleosporales; Cucurbitariaceae
Product: DNA-binding protein
Exons: 1
Cellular component (GO): zeta DNA polymerase complex
Source: RefSeq, a predicted model, not a curated record